AAAAUAAUGUCCCGGGCCACCCGUUUAACACAAUAAUGGAUUAUGGAAAGCCUAAAGCCCGCCAUUUCUCCAUCGUCUUGGUUGGGGUCUCAUCUGAGGUCUGAUCAUAACGUCGUUCCUCUCUGUCCCAAUCGCUCUAUCGCUCUGUCCCUGUUUUGCCGAACGGUCGCACCUCGCCACUCGCCAUUCCUCUGUGCCCUAAUUUCGCCAGUCAGCAGCCCAGCAGGAGUCCUCAGUGAGUCAGUGUCUCACAAUCUCAGCCUCUCAGAAUUUCCCAGUAAGUUGGACUGGUGUCAGUCAUAUACUUGUACAACAAUGGCGGACAGUAAGUACAAUGUUGAAGCUGCAGAAAUUGUCGCCAACGAGGCAAUGCGUUUGCCAAUUGCUGAGGCAGUGCCUAUAUAUGAGCAACUGAUGUCUACUUUUCCUACUGCUGCGAAAUAUUGGAAACAGUAUGUCGAGGCACAUAUGGCUGUAAAUAAUGAUGAUGCCACAAAGCAAAUUUUUAGUCGUUGUUUAUUAAACUGUCUGCAAAUUCCUCUUUGGCGCUGUUAUAUUCGUUUUAUCAGAAAGGUAAAUGAUAAGAGGGGAGCUGAGGGUCAGGAAGAGACUAGGAAAGCUUAUGAGUUCAUGCUUAACUAUGUCGGAGUAGACAUUGCCUCAGGCCCUGUUUGGAUGGAGUACAUUGCAUUCUUAAAGUCCUUGCCUGCUCUAACUGCACAAGAUGAAUCUCAAAGAAUGACUGCAGUAAGGAAAGCAUACCAAAGAGCUAUUGUUACGCCAACCCAUCAUGUUGAACAACUUUGGAGGGACUACGAGAAUUUUGAAAAUUCAAUUAGCCGAGCUCUGGCAAAAGGUCUUAUAUCUGAGUAUCAGCCGAAAUAUAAUAGUGCAAAGGCAGUUUACAGAGAGAUGAAAAAGUAUAUUGAUGAAAUUGACUGGAAUAUGCUUGCUGUGCCACCUUCUGGUUCUUCCAAGGAAGAAAUGCAGUGGAUGGCAUGGAAAAGGUUCCUAGCCUUUGAAAAAGGAAAUCCUCAAAGGAUAGAUACUGCUUCUGCUAAUAAAAGAAUUGUCUUCGCAUACGAGCAGUGCCUCAUGUACUUGUAUCAUUAUCCUGACAUAUGGUAUGACUAUGCUACCUGGCAUGCAAAGUCUGGUUCAGUAGACUCUGCAAUAAAAGUUUACCAGCGAUCUUUAAAGGCUUUACCUGAUUCAGAGAUGCUGAGAUAUGCUUAUGCUGAACUUGAAGAAUCUCGUGGAGCCAUUCAGGCUGCAAAGAAGGUGUACGAAAGUCUUAUGGGAGAUGGAAGUAACGCCACAGCACUAUCACUUAUCCAGUUUAUUCGGUUCUUAAGGAGGACAGAAGGAGUUGAAGCAGCUCGCAAGUACUUUCUUGAUGCACGCAAAUCACCAAAUUGCACUUAUCAUGUUUAUGUAGCUCAGGCAAUGAUGGAAUUCUGUCUUAAUAAGGAUGCUAAGGUGGCACGUAAUGUGUUUGAAGCAGGGUUGAAAAACUUUAUGCAUGAACCUGAAUACAUUCUUGAGUAUGCAGAUUUCCUUUCUCGUUUGAAUGAUGAUAUUAAUAUUAGGGCCUUGUUUGAACGGGCAUUGAGCUCUCUUCCACCUGAGGAAUCUCUUGAGGUUUGGAAAAGAUUCUCUCAAUUUGAGCAGACUUAUGGUGAUCUUGCCAGCAUGUUGAAGGUAGAGCAAAGAAGAAAAGAAGCCCUUUCUAGGACAGGUGAUGAUGAAGCAUCAAUAUUAGAGAGUUCACUGCAAGAUAUUGUAUCGCGCUAUAGUUUUAAGGAUCUGUGGCCUUGCUCUUCCACGGCACUGGAUUAUCUUUCACGGCAAGAGUUGCUUGUAACGAGCAUGAAUAAGAAGAUUGAGAAAUCCACAGCUGGUGUUGAGACAGAUGGGAGUAUGCCAGGAGUUUCAUCCAAUACAAACUCUGCCAAGUUUGUGUAUCCAGAUACUUCUAAAUUGGCUAUUUAUAAUCCAAAGCAAACGCCAGGCACCUUGCCUUAUUCUGGCAUUCAAUUAAACAGUAACGGGCAACCACCAAAUCCGCUGGGUGAUGUUCUGAAAUCAUUGCCACCUGCAUUGGCAGCGUUCAUCUCAAAUUUGCCAGCUGUUGAGGGACCAUCUCCAGAUGCUGAUUUUGUGAUAUCUGUGUGUCUGCAAAGCAACAUUCCUUCAGUUACAGGCAAACCAGGGGCUGUGUCUCAUCCAGCACAGUCAGGAUCCGUUCCAUCUACGAGCGAUCGCUCGGAUUCAAGCAAAUUCAAAACAAGAGACAGAUUAGCUGGAAAGAGGAAAAAUAUGGACAGGCAAGAUGAUGAUGACACGACGACUGUGCAGAGCCAGCCUCUACCUAGAGAUCUUUUCAAGAUUCGACAACUACAUAAGUCUCGGGUUUCCAGUUCACACACAGGAUCGGUAUCAUAUGGGAGUGCAAUUUCUGGAGAGCUCUCUGGCAGGAGUGGCAGCACCAGUUGAUAGCAAUUAGCAAGUGAUACGAAAGCGCCGCUUUCUCUGUAGUGUUGUCACACAGCUGCCCGCCACACAAAGAAAAGAAAGUGAAAGCAUAUUUCAAAGCCUGUAGUAAGCUGAAUGUAGACCGGUCCGGACUAAGAAUCAUUUCAUCGAUCGCCUACCUGUGGCCAGGGACAGGUCGACGAAGGCGAGGGAGAGCGCUCAGAGACCGGGCCACCAAAGGUCGGAUGGAUCGGAGUCGGUAGUUGGGCACUGGAUCCCUUCGGGUCGUCUCAAUGGGUUCAGAAACCACACGUUUCUCUGGAUCAUCAUAGCUUACUUCCAUCUUCCACUGUACAUUAGGGACAUGUAAAAUAUUUUCAUGUAUUAUUACUUAGGCUCCCUUUGUAUCAUUACCAUUUACUUUUCUUUGUGUGUUAUAUUCUGUUGCCUCAUAUUCUGGGUUCUGAGGCAGUAGGAAAAGCUCUUUUCAGAACUAAUUCUGUAACAAUCUUUACCCUUUGUCUCUGCUUAAUUAAGAAUAUUCUUUACAGAUUUUAUUGUCCAAUCUUUUAUUUAUGAGAAAGAUUGGAGUUACUACC
Messenger RNA from Ipomoea nil (Japanese morning glory), 3074 nucleotides. Its product is annotated as cleavage stimulation factor subunit 77. The coding region runs from base 43 to 2496 and encodes 817 amino acids. The record is from RefSeq and is a predicted model, not a curated record. Gene Ontology annotation, molecular function: mRNA binding; protein binding. Gene Ontology annotation, cellular component: nucleus. The transcript has 23 exons. Gene Ontology annotation, biological process: mRNA 3'-end processing. NCBI's taxonomy places the organism in Eukaryota, Viridiplantae, Streptophyta, Magnoliopsida, Solanales, Convolvulaceae.